GUUAAAGGCCUCUCUUUUGCUGAGAGCUAAACAGGUCACGGGCUGAGCUGGUGUUAAGUGUGUUACUAGACAUUGGGAAACAACAAAACAAGUUUUUCUGUUUGGAAAUCUGACACGCUGCUGAGGAAAGUGGAAAAGAGAAGUAAUUUAAGUGGGAUCCAUCAUGGCAGCCACCCAUGUGUCUUUACCGGGAACCACAGGCACCAACCUGGAAUUUGCUGACUACAGUCUCUAUAGCAACCUGUCUGAUGAUGAGCUCCUGCACCUGGCAAUCGAGCGGAGUCUUGCUGAUGCCCACAGCUCUGGGUCAGGCACUGAAAACUCAAAGACCCCUGCAGCUCUGAACAAGCCAUCAGCAGCAGCACGCCAGACUCCAUCACGUCGACCCCAACAACAACAACAGCUGCAGCAUACAGAACAAGCUGCAUGUCCUGCUAAUCCACCUAGAGAAAAAAUAAAUCUAGAAAAUGUGUGUUCGGUGAGUCAUUUUGUGACUGGUUAUGGCAAGCCAAUGGUGGCGUACCGAAGAUAUGAUGGAUCUAUGCAAGUUGUACCUGAACCAGAAGAGGAGCUUGAGCCCAUUGCUAAGGCCAUUUUGGAGGGGGAUGUAGGAACAGUGAGACUAAUGGUCAAGCAGCCAGGGUGCAACCUUCUUAAAUCCAAUAAAGAGGGGUGGAUUCCCUUGCAUGAGGCGGCGUAUUAUGGACAAGAUCAAUGCAUUAAAAUUCUCCUGAGAGCUCAACCUGGGAUGAUUAAUCAGCGCACUUCAAGAGAUCAGACUCCUUUAAUGUUAGCUGUGUCCAGAGAGAAUCUGGCAUGUGUGGAUAUUCUUCUGGAGAAAGGAGCUGAUCCUGAGAUUACCAACAAGGAGAAGGAGACUCCACUUUACAAAGCUUGCGAGAAGGAAAACCCAGCAUUGGUUGCCAUGUUACUGAAUCAUGGCGCCUUGGUGAAUAAGAGCUGUAUUCAAGGCUGGACGGCUCUCCAUGAGAGUGUGUGCAGGAACAAUGUGGAAAUCUGUGAGAUGCUGAUGAAAGCUGGAGCCAAAGUUAGCUUGCCUAACAAAUACGGAAUCACUCCUAUCUUUGUAGCAGCUCAAAGUGGAAAAGUGGAUGCACUUCGCAUGCUUUUAAAAAAUGGCGCUGAUCUCAACAGUCAGGCCUCGGAUGGAGCCACAGCACUGUAUGAGGCCUGUAAAAAUGGUCAUGAUGACAUUGUAGAGUUCCUUCUCUCUCAAAAUGCAGAUGCCAACAAGGCAGGAAAAACAGGACUGUUGCCGAUCCAUAUUGCUGCCCAGCGUGGCAAAGAUGGCAAAGACCUCCUCACUUUUGGGUGUACCCGCAAAAAUAUCAGUGCAACUAAAAUUAUAGCCAUGCUGAUCCCAGUCACAAGUAGGGCCAGAGUGAGGCGUUCGGGUAUCAGCCCUCUCCAUUUGGCAGCAGAGCGCAACAGAAAUGACAUUGUCGAAGUACUGAUCGAGGCCGGCUUUGAUGUUAAUGCCAUGUUGUCUGAGGAUCGCUCUAUGAUGUAUGAAGAUCGGCGCAGCACAGCUCUCUACUUCGCCGUCAUUAACAACAACAUCGAAGCUACCACCAUGCUUCUGGAGGCUGGUGCCAACCCAAACCUGGAUACGUUCAAACCGCUGCUGGUGGCACUGAGGCAGGGUUGCAUACAGACUGUGACACUGCUGGUGGAACAUGGUGCUGAUGUUAAUGCCUACAUCCCAACUCAUCCGACUAGCUUUCCAGCCUCCAUUAUGUUCUGUAUGAAGUACUUGUCCUUACUGAAAUAUCUGAUGGAUAACGGCUGCGAUGCAUUGUCAUGUUUCAAUUGUGUCUAUGGUAGUAAUCCUCAUCCACCUAUAAAACCAAGGCGUAAUCCGAGAUAUGAUUCAGAUGAAACCAGAGAAAAGACCUGUGUUCUGUUCUGUGAGGUGAUCUCCACCGAAAACUACUCGCACUGGUCAGGACCGAUUAUUGACGUACUUCUUGACUAUGUUGGACAUGUGAAACUCUGUGCACGACUCGUUGAACAUCUGGACAGUUACCACGAGUGGCAGUGCAUCAAAGAGAAAGCAAUGCCUCCACGCCCACUCAUGCAGCUGUGCAGACUGAAAAUCCGUACACUCCUUGGAAUCAACAGACUGAAGAAAAUUCACAAGCUUCCGGUUCCUCCGAGGCUGAUCAAAUUCCUAAAUCAUCAAGAAAGAGAAUAUGAAAUGUAGGCCUGCUUUUAGUUAAUGCAGAAAGAACAAUGACAUCAGAAAAGCAUAUGCUUCUGUUCAUAACUUGCACUGAGUUAAAAUAAUUAAAACUAAAUUGAAUUCAAUUUUCCAAUCAAAUCUGCUGCUUAAUGUAAAAAGGCCAUAAAUGUUUAAAUGUAAGUAGCUAUCAGGCAUUAAAAAGAGUUUAGGGGACAUGUAUUAAAUAGAUUCAGAGGAGACAUAUUAAUUUAUCUUGUCUAUAUGUGUAUUCUUAUUUAAAAUGUAGGAAUAAUAUAUGUACCAAAAUGAUAUAGUGUGAAAGAAAAUAAUAACUGUUAUUUUUUGCAAUAUAGUAGAAUGUAUUAUGAAAUGUGUAUAGUUUUGUAUUUUUUACUUCUUGCUGGUUUUUAGUCAGGUCGGUGUACAUUUCAAUGUUUUGUUUUGCUUACAAAGCGAACUAAGUGGCAAAGCUACAUGUGGUAAUCAUCUGAAUGAUUUCUAACCACGUGAUAACAAUAAAUAAAGUGUUAACUAAAGCA
Molecule: messenger RNA, 2742 nt
Organism: Danio aesculapii
Lineage: Eukaryota; Metazoa; Chordata; Actinopteri; Cypriniformes; Danionidae
Gene: asb2a.1
Product: ankyrin repeat and SOCS box containing 2a, tandem duplicate 1
Exons: 11
Coding region: 164-2224 (686 amino acids)
Biological process (GO): intracellular signal transduction
Cellular component (GO): nucleus; cytoplasm
Molecular function (GO): protein binding
Source: RefSeq, a predicted model, not a curated record